Messenger RNA from Geodia barretti, 1068 nucleotides. NCBI's taxonomy places the organism in Eukaryota, Metazoa, Porifera, Demospongiae, Tetractinellida, Geodiidae. The record is from the annotation of a GenBank genome assembly.
AUGGAAGAGCGCGACUGGAGCGACGGCAUGCCCAUCGUUCCGCCGACGCCGGCCGCCGUGGAGGCCAUGCUCAAAGGCACCAGGCGUGACCCGCAGGACGUGGUGAUGGUGAUGGAGCCCGGCUUCGGCCUGGCCACCGUCGAGAAAAUAGCGAUCAACGCGGUGAUGGCCGGUUGCCAACCCGCGCAGUUCCCCAUCCUGCUGGCCGCCCUCGAGUGUAUCGCCCAACCCGAGAUGAACCACCGGGACAUGCAGGUGUCCGGCCACACCGAGGCUCCGCUCAUCCUGGUCAACGGCCCUGCCGCCGCCAGGGCGGGCAUCAAUUGCGGCACGUCGGCCAUGGGUCCGGGUGUAGUCAACAAGGCCAACACCGCCAUCGGCCGCGCUCUGCGUCUGUGUCUGAUCAACAUCGGCUACUGUAAAGCCGGCGCCGGCGACCCGAACUUCAUCGGGUUGCCCACCAAGUUUGGCAUGUGCAUCGCCGAGAACGAAGAGGUCAGUCCCUGGCAGCCCUAUCAUGUGGACAAGGGGUUCCGACCGGACGAAAGCGCGGUCACCGUGAUUACCGUCACCGGCCCCACCGAUAUUCUCGACAACGCCUCGAAGAACCACGAGGAUACGCUGAACAACAUCGCUUCCAUGAUGUUCUACCGCCACGCCGGCGGUGGAAGCUGGAUCAAGGGCCGGCAGUCUGCCCAGGUGGGGCACACCAAUCAGCGGGUUGAGUACCAGAGCCCCUAUCAUCCCGUCAUUCUCAGCCCAUCCCGCGCGGUGAUCCUGGCCGAGGCUGGCUUCAGCAAGCGGGACACCCAGGAGUGGUUGCACGAGCAUUGCCGUGCCUCGCUGCGAGACGCCAUCGGCCCCGCCGGAAUGCCUGCCGACGCCGACGGCAAGUGGCUGCGCCAUCGGGAAUUGCAGCGCCUGGCCGACGAUCCCGACGCCACCAUCCCCGCGUUGGAAACCCCGGAGCAGUACCUGCUGUUCGUAACGGGCGGCUCCACUCACUACGCCAAUUUCUUCUAUGGCACCUACGGCAUCGCCACCAUGCCGGUGGAGGACACCGCGUAA